AAGAUACGCAUGCCAUGCUUCUAAAGAUCUUGGAGCUAGAGACGUACCAGUUCUCAUCUGAUUACAUUAUUUUUUUUACAGCCUUUGCUGGUACUAUAGAUUGCAAAUCCAUUUCACUGAUGGACAGCUCAAACCGAUUAAUCUAAGCACGCUUCAGAGAUAACAAACCCUGGUCGCUAGUAGCGACUGGCCCCGGCCCUUUUGACUCCCGGUCUCCCACCACAGCGGCUCUGCUCUCACACAACUCAAAGCACAACGGAGGGAAACCCAACGCCACACUCCCCUCGACGCUCUCGCCGCUGCUUCCCGAACUACCCCUCCUCCCGCCCCCGCUCCACAGCACCUAGAGCUCGCGGGAAAUGGCUGCCUAGCUCUACACUCUGCAGGAAGCGCGUAGCAGGACAAGGGAGGCAAUGGGUUGCUGUGUCAGCAAGAAGUGCAACGAGUCGCCGAGGUCCGUGGGGGAGGCUGCGCGGCGGCGGUCGGAGGCGCGCGACCCGCCGCCGCCGCCGCCGGAGGAGGAGGAGACGGUCAAGGAGGUGCUCUCGGAGACCCCGAAGGCCAAGCCAAGGCCCAGGCCGAGGCGCGUGGCCAAGGCGGCGGGGCAAGAGGCUGUGGAGGCCGUGGCCAAGGCGAAGGUCGGCGGUGCCAGGGUGAAGGAUGGUGGCGGUGCCAGGGCGCGUCGGGCGGUGGGGCCAACCCGUUCCGGUCCCUCCGGCGACGAGAAGUCAGAGGUGGCGUCCGAGUCCUCGGCCGCGACCACCGCCGCGGGGCCCGAGCGGUCGCCGGCGAAGGCGUCGGCUAGGAGGCGUGCGGCGGCCGUGCCUGGCGAGGCCGCCCGCCUCGCCAGGCGGGACAGGGGCGGCUCUUCCCCUGUUCCAGGUGCCGGUCGCGUUGGUGGUGGUGUCGGCCGCGCGUCGCCCUCGCCGCCGCCCCCGCCGCGGCGGCGCGACGCCGGCGAGCGGCCGGGCCGGAGGUCGCCGUCGCCCGCGGCGAAGCGGACGCAGGAGCAGCGCCGCGCGGGCGCGGGUGCCGCCUCCGCGCCCCCCGGCACGCAACGUAAGCCGCCCGUCCCGCCGAGGCCGUGCGGCCGCGCGUCGCCGCGGCGCGGGCAGGAGGCAUCGGCGCCUCCCCGGCUCUCGCCGCCGGCUCUGCCGGUGCAGCAGCCGGACGCGCCCGCGAGCUCUGCGUCCCCACCGCCCGCACCGCUGGCGGAGGAGGAGAACGCCGCAGCCACCUCCUGCGACGGCGAGGGGAAGGAGUCCCUGGACAACCCGCUGGUGGCCAUGGAGUGCUUCAUCUUCCUGUAGCGCUGCUAAUCCUCUGCCGUCUCCGGUCUCCCCGUCUCAGCUGUCAGUUAAUUACCCUCCACAGUUAGUAGUUAGUACGACCAGGAGUAAGUUGGUACAGCAGCAGCGUAAUUUGGUGAGUAAUCUCGUGUGGCAACGUUCCCCCUGGGAUGUCUUUUUUACCCCCCGGGAGAAAAAUUACUCCCAGGUUAUUUCAGUAGUGCCGUCUGAUGCAGAUCAGAAGGCUCUGACGUGCUUUAUGUAGUGUGUGAGUGUCUCAUGUUAUUUCAGUGCCCUCCAUGUAAUCUGUAGAGUAUCUUUCCGAUCAGUGCCUGUCUAGUUGUAACGUAACAUUCGGUUUUCUUUUGCAAAGAAAGGUACCCCAUUUGUGUUGCUUUA
This is a messenger RNA of Panicum virgatum (switchgrass), 1688 nucleotides long. Its product is annotated as serine/arginine repetitive matrix protein 1-like. The record is from RefSeq and is a predicted model, not a curated record. Bases 414 to 1310 code for a protein of 298 amino acids. The transcript has a single exon. Lineage: Eukaryota; Viridiplantae; Streptophyta; Magnoliopsida; Poales; Poaceae.